Nilaparvata lugens (brown planthopper) is the source of this 2829-nucleotide messenger RNA. Its product is annotated as peroxisomal acyl-coenzyme A oxidase 3. Gene Ontology annotation, biological process: lipid homeostasis; fatty acid beta-oxidation using acyl-CoA oxidase. Bases 526 to 2730 code for a protein of 734 amino acids. Gene Ontology annotation, molecular function: FAD binding; pristanoyl-CoA oxidase activity; fatty acid binding. The transcript has 17 exons. The record is from RefSeq and is a predicted model, not a curated record. Gene Ontology annotation, cellular component: peroxisome. Lineage: Eukaryota; Metazoa; Arthropoda; Insecta; Hemiptera; Delphacidae.
AAUUAUUGCAAUACCGUAUCAUGGCACCAAUUGUCAUUAACUCUCUUAUUACAAAUUUAUUAAUGUAUCGUAUUUGAAGUUUGUUUGGUUUUGUAAAACAGUGCAGAUCAAGUUUUAAAGUACUCUGAUUAGUUGUUAAACAUAACACACUAUUCAAAUAGACUAUCAUUGUUAGAUUAUAAAAAAUAAUGAUAGUUUCUGUUUAGGCUACCUAUCUGUUUUACUUAUCAAAUCAAGCUACUGGUAAGAUAACUCUGGGUAGAAUAUAUUAUAUAACCUCUAAAUUCGAACGAAAUUGCGAUGACUUGCGAGUAGCCGACCACGGCAAAUCGACUAUAGUAAUAGUAGACAAUCGAUAAUUUGGUAUCGAUCAUUCAAAAAUCGACAGAUUUUGAAUGAGAUGACAGAAGACAGAAGGAAACAAAGUGAAAAGUGACAAACAAGUGACAGCUUAAAAAAAUAAAUGGUUUUUAUUGUAAGAAAUCUCUGAAAUCACAAGACUGUUUCACUUAUUUUCCCCAAGUGAUGAGGAUUUUCAAUCUUGUACCUUUCAAGCGAGUAGAGAGUAGUGUCUUAAGCUUAUCAGCGUUGAAGAGGCUAUUAUCAAUAACUAAGAGGGACCUACCAGAAAGGUGUUACUGUUCUUCAUCCAAUAUGCCAGGAAGCACUGAGGAACUUAUACCGGAUUUCCCACCUGGUCCCCUGGACCAAUAUAGGAAACAGGCAUCUUUCGAUUGGAAAAAAUUAAAGAUUCUCCUACAGGGUGAUGAAAAGUUGUACCGAUUUCAAUUGGAUAUCUGGAAUAGAUUAGAAUCAGAAGUGAUAUUUCAACACCCGGUCGAGACGCCUUCAUUAUCUGAACAGAGAAGAUUAGCGGCUGUCAGAAUGUACCGCUUGAAAGAAUGGAACCUUAUUACUCCAGAUGUAGUGUUUGACGACUCCAGAAAGGUACGGGUUUUCACCACGUCGAUUUUCCAGUAUUGUCCUUCGACAGCGAUCAAAGUGUCUCUGACGUACGGAAUGUUUCAAAAUGUGAUCCUGGCAUUGGGAUCCGAGAGGCACUUUCAUGUCUUCGAAGACGCAUUAAAACCAAAUACAGAGAUAGCAGGAUGCUUUGCUCUUACCGAAAUAGCUCAUGGAACAAAUACGAAAGGAAUGCGAACACGAGCUGUUUACAUUCCAGAAAGUGAGCAAUUUGAACUACACACACCCGACUUUCAGGCCGCCAAAUGCUGGGUUGGUAGUCUGGGUAAAAACGCAACUCAUGCUGUCGUGUAUGCUAUGCUAAUCACUCCAGAUGGAACGGAUCAUGGAUUGCAUGCUUUUUUGACCCCGAUUCGAAGCACAAAAACUAUGGAACCAUUUCCUGGUGUAAUCGUUGGAGACUUGGGUGAAAAGGCUGGAUUGAAUGGAGUUGACAAUGGUUUUGUUAUGUUUCAACAAUAUCGGAUUCCUAGAGAGAAUUUACUAAAUCGCACCGGAGACGUCCUACCGGAUGGAACCUAUACUAGUCCCUACAAAGAUCCUAAUAAGCGAUUUGGUGCGUCUCUUGGCAUGCUAUCGUCAGGUCGUAUUAGUAUAGUGACAAUUUGCGCGGCCUACUUGAUGAAGGCGGUCGUCAUAGCAAUUCGUUACUCGGCAGUGAGGAAACAGUUCGGACCCACCGAUAAAGCCGAAGACGAAUUACCUGUUAUUGAAUACCAGUUACAGCAAUGGAGACUCUUCCCAUACUUGGCUGCCGCUUACACACUGAAAAUAUUUGGAGAUAUAUUCAGCAAUCGAUUCAUGGAUUUUCAAUUGAAGCUCAUCACGGGACAGAUGGAUGCAGAUUUGGCUGCAAUGGGUCCUGAGAUCCAUGCGAUGUCAAGUGCCGGCAAGCCAUUGACGGGCUGGACUGCCAGAGACGGCAUUCAAGAGUGCAGGGAGGCUUGCGGUGGUCAUGGAUUCCUCAAAAUUUCUGGAAUCAGUGACUUGCGUAACGACAACGAUCCAAACUGUACUUAUGAAGGCGACAACAACGUACUUGUCCAACAAACCAGUAAUUGGCUGCUAGGCUUGUAUCAAGCUGGCAAAAAAGACAAAUCCGUUUUCAAAACGCCCUUCAAUUCAGUGCAUUUUCUCAGCGAUAUAGACAGGAUUCUUUCAUCAAAGUUCUCAACUUCUAAUGCUACUUCACCUGACAGUUUGUUGGGUGCUUACCGUUGGCUUGUCUGUCAUUUGUUGGUCUCAACCGACAGCAGAAUGCAGGAAAACCGAAGCUUAGGCAAAGACUCGUUCACAGCUCGAAAUGAUUCUCAAGUAUUCUAUGGACGAACGCUUUCAAUUGCAUACAUUGAGCAUUAUGUUCUUCAAACAUUUCUCCACUUCAUUGAAAACGAAUGCAAAGAUCAAGGUCAGAAAGCUGUUCUUAAACUGCUGGCUAGAUUGUAUGGUGCUUGGAGUCUGGAGAAGCAUUUGGCUACUCUUUAUCAAGGUGGAUUUGCUCAAACUACAGCAGCCAAGUGUUUGCGAGAUGGCAUUCUGGAACUCUGCUCACAAGUGAAGCCACAAGCUAUAUCAUUGGCUGACUCUCUCGCUCCUCCUGAUUUCAUCCUCAACUCAGCCCUAGGGAUGUCGGAUGGACAGAUCUACAAGAACCUUCAAGCAGCAAUCUACAGGAACCCGGAUGUAUUCCAGAAGGCAUCCUGGUGGAAUCAAGUUGUGAAUUCAAACACUAGAUCUAAACUUUGAUGAUGGAUCGUCAAUACUCUAUUGGCAUAUUUUUACUAUAGGCCUAAUUGAAAAAAUAUUAUGUGUUAUUUUUAUAAUUAAAUUUUACUCUCAAAUUUU